AUGAAAAUCGCCGUCACCGCCUCUGACCCACUACUCAAUCACUAUACCGGCGGCGGACUCUACUUCUACACCGGCGGCGGACUCUUCCAUUUCACCGGCGGCGGACUCUUCUACUGCAAUGGCGGCGGACUCUUUUACUACGACCGCGGACUCUUUUACUAUACCUGCACCGGCGGCGGACUCUUCUACUACACCGGUGGCGGACUCUUCUACUACGGCGGUGGACUCUUCUCCUACGGCGGCGGACUCUUCUACUUCACAGACGGCCGACUCUUCUCCUGCGGCGGCGGACUCUUCGACUUCACAGACGCCGGACUCUUCUACUUCAUGGACAGCGGACUCUUCUAUUGCACCGGCAGCAGACUCUUCUACUGCACCGGUGGUGGACUCUUCUACUACACCGGCGGCGGAUACUACACCGGCGGCGGAUACUACACCGGCGGCGGAUACUACACCGACGGCGGAUACUACACCGGCGGCGGAUACUACACCGGCGAAUACUACGAGUAA
Messenger RNA from Tricharina praecox, 510 nucleotides. RefSeq lists its product as uncharacterized. The transcript is spliced from 2 exons. The coding region runs from base 1 to 510 and encodes 169 amino acids. The record is from RefSeq and is a predicted model, not a curated record. NCBI's taxonomy places the organism in Eukaryota, Fungi, Ascomycota, Pezizomycetes, Pezizales, Pyronemataceae.